UCGACACUAUAAGACAGAUUAUCAGCGCAGAUCAAUUAAACAAUUAACAAGCCGAGAUCUAUUGCUUGCACAUAAUUAAGAUUUAAUCGUAUCAACAAUCAGAUCAAGAUGACGACUCCAGUUUGGUUUAUUACCGGAAGCUCUAACGGCCUUGGUCUGCUUCUCAGCCUGCGAGUCUUGAAAGCAGGAAACAGAGUCAUUGCAACUGUCCGAGACACGACAAGAUCGGCAGAUGCUGUCCGCCAAAUCGAAGAAGCGGGCGGAAAGAUCGUCACCAUUGACCUGACCGAAUCCAAGGCUAGCAUUACCAAGAAAGUCCAAGAUGCAGAGAAGAUUUAUGGGAGGAUCGACUUUCUGGUGAAUAACGCUGGAUAUUCCGUCUUGGGAGGCAUUGAGCUCUUUACAGAGGCUGAGGCCGAACAUCAAAUCCAGACAAAUUUAUUUGGUCCUCUAUAUACCAUUCAAGCUGCCCUCCCCGGAAUGAGAAGCCGAGGCUCAGGAACCAUCAUCAACAUUAGCAGUAUUGCUGGUCAAGAUGCUCAACCCAGCUGCGGACUCUACAGUGCCAGCAAGUUUGCUCUCGAAGGUCUAAGCGAGAGUUUGUCCAAGGAGGUCAAAGAGUUCGGUAUUAACGUUCUGCUGGUUGAGCCUGGUGCUUUCCGUACAAAUUUCCUUGACACCAGCAUCAAGAGCAAUGUUUCUGGCGAAUCGGCAUACCAAGGAACUCUGUUGGAAGCAACACUCCAGAAGUUUGAGAAGGCAACUGGAAAGCAACCUGGAGAUCCCAAUAAGGCAGUGGACAUCAUCUUUGAGGUGGCUACUGGCGAGGGAGCGGCAGGUCACUUGAAGGGAAAGAUUCUGAGAUUGCCCCUGGGCAAAGAUUGCUUUGCUCGUCUGAAGACGAAGCUUGAGUUUCUUCAGCAUGAUAUUGAAGCAACACGAGAGAUUGGUGUCACAACUGACCUAGACGAGAAAUAGACUAGCAUAGCUCAGAUCACGAGGUACAUAGUAGUUAACCAAGAUGCUACAAAAAGGACUACUCCCAAGAUACGCAUAAAGAAAGACAGUAAAUCCAUAUCCAUCAGCAUAUCCGCCCGAGUCACAAUGAAGAUGGCCUGACUUGAUUCCAUGCACAAAGAACCCUUUGUCAUGAUGAAAGCAAUUUUCAUUCAGACCUCAAUUGUUCAUUGAGUCACUGGCUUGUCAAAAACUGGUAUUGUGGAACGAGGCAAGUGUCAAGUAAAGCCAUGGUAUCUUUG
Fusarium redolens is the source of this 1259-nucleotide messenger RNA. RefSeq lists its product as uncharacterized. The transcript is spliced from 4 exons. The coding region runs from base 109 to 978 and encodes 289 amino acids. The record is from RefSeq and is a predicted model, not a curated record. Gene Ontology annotation, molecular function: oxidoreductase activity. NCBI's taxonomy places the organism in Eukaryota, Fungi, Ascomycota, Sordariomycetes, Hypocreales, Nectriaceae.